Molecule: messenger RNA, 987 nt
Organism: Sclerotinia trifoliorum
Lineage: Eukaryota; Fungi; Ascomycota; Leotiomycetes; Helotiales; Sclerotiniaceae
Source: the annotation of a GenBank genome assembly
CCAGAUUUGAAGAAUUACUGUGAAUUGAAGAGUUUUGAUCUUGGUAGAAUCAACCGUCGACACCAUUCCCACCAAACCGAUUCCAUUUCACAGUCACCAUGCGUAAGUGCUCAAUAUCCGUCUCCAUGAUCAUUUAUUGUAACUAACAAUUUCAAUUUAGCUCCAAAGUUGGACCCCAAUGAGAUCAAGAUCAUGUACGUUACCCUCACGACAAAAAUCAAAAGUCCUACAAAAACAUCAACAUCAACAACAUGAUGCGAAAUGCGAACCUCGAUAUUCAAUCACUCGUACAGAAGACAUGCUAACGAUAAUUUAAUAGCCACCUGAGAGCCACUGGUGGUGAAGUCGGUGCUUCCUCAGCAUUGGCUCCCAAGAUCGGUCCUCUUGGUUUGUCACCAAAGAAGGUCGGAGAAGAUAUUGCAAAGGCCACUGGAGACUGGGUAUGCGCACCGCAAACAAUGGAUAGGAUUGGGAGCAAAAACUAAUGGAUCCGUGCUAUUUAGAAAGGAUUGAGAGUCACUGUCAGACUCACCAUCCAAAACCGUCAAGCCGCUGUUUCCGUCGUUCCAUCCGCCUCUUCCCUCGUCAUCAAGGCCCUGAAGGAGCCUCCCCGUGAUCGUAAGAAGGAGAAGAACAUCAAGCACAGCAAGUCCAUUACUCUCGAUGAGGUUAUUGAGAUCGCCAGAACUAUGAGAUUCAAGUCCCUCGCAAAGGAGUUGAAGGGUACCGUCAAGGAGAUCUUGGGUACCGCUUUCUCUGUUGGUUGCCAGGUUGAUGGAAGAAGUCCAAAGGAUGUUAGCGACGAUAUCGAGUCUGGAGAGAUCGAGAGUGAGUAACAUUGCUUGGGAAGUUUCGCGGUCCUUUUGCUAACCAAACUGAUUAGUCCCUGAGGAAUAAAUCAAAAUUUACUUCGUUAUUCGCAAUGUUUCACGGGCUACAUACUUCACAAUAGGCUGGGGGCAAUGUCAAUGAUUCAACAAACCAAUC